Messenger RNA from Anopheles arabiensis, 1716 nucleotides. Its product is annotated as chondroadherin-like. The record is from RefSeq and is a predicted model, not a curated record. Bases 114 to 1601 code for a protein of 495 amino acids. NCBI's taxonomy places the organism in Eukaryota, Metazoa, Arthropoda, Insecta, Diptera, Culicidae. The transcript is spliced from 4 exons. Gene Ontology annotation, molecular function: protein binding. Gene Ontology annotation, cellular component: extracellular matrix.
GGGGCACAGGUGCUGCAAACCGAAGGGUUUAUGUGCUCCGCGUUUAAAUAGCACUGCCAGCGGCAACCACGGCAGUAGUAUUGGUUUGCAUCGCGCCCGAGGGAGCACAUACGAUGAGAGCAUCAAGAAUCAUAAUAAUAUUGCUGGCGAGCUUCGGUGCGGUCGAGCCGGAGCUGUAUGAGGACGCGGCGACGCUCUGCGACAGGUGUGCGUGCGUGAUCGCGAAUCGGACCAGCGCGGUGCACGGGUACGAUCUGCUGGACUGUUCGCGCAAGGGGCUGACGCACAUGAUCGGGGGCUGGCCGGCCCGGUUCGACACAGCCGAGCCGGAGCGCGAGAUCGUCCUGUCGCUGUCCGGGAACAACCUGACACGGCUGGAGCAGCUGCCCGCAACCAACACGACGCUGGUGUUCAGCUGCCGCCACUGCAACCUGGCCAGCGUGGCGGGCGGCCUGUUCCUCGACACCGCGAACGUGCUCCGGGUCGACCUCAGCCACAACCGGCUGACGGGCGAUGCGCUGACGGCGGCCGUGUUCCGCGGCCAGUACGUCGGCGAGGACAGCGGGCUGCUGCUGCAGCUGGACGAGCUCGAUCUGGGCGCGAACGCGAUCGCCCACCUGCAGGAGGACGCGUUCGAGCACAUCGUGAGCCUGCGGGAGCUGUCCCUGGCCCGCAACCCGCUCGGCCGGCUGGUGGGCGGUACGGCGCGCGCCCUCGCCCAGCUCGUCAACCUGGAGCAUCUCGACCUGUCGUACGCCGAGCUGACCGAGCUGGACGACAGCGUGUUCGGCGGGAUGCGGUCGCUCCACGAGCUCGACCUGUGCGGGAACCGGCUCGGCGCGGUACCGGAGGCGCUCUAUCCGCUCGCCGCGCUGCACACGCUCAACCUGGCGGAAAACCCGAUCGAGGUGCUGAGCUUCGCCCAGCCACUCGACUAUCUGUUUGAGCUGAACGUGAGCAGCAUGCCGGUGCUGCACACCGUCGAAGUGGACUCGUUUGCUCACGUGCGCAUGCUGCGCACGCUGCUCGCGCGCAACAACACGCCGCUGGAGGUGUUCGACAUGACCAUACUGUACCAUCUGACCGAUCUGCGCGAGCUCGACCUGUCCCAGUCGAAGCUGAAGCAUCUGCACCCACCGACCGGCAGUGUGGUCCUGCCGCCCGCCGCCUACCUGAACGUGCUCGAGAUACUGCUGCUGCACGGGAACCCGUGGCACUGCGACUGUGCGCUGCAGAAGGUGCUCCGCUACAUCCACUUCUUUUCCCACUCGGACUACGAGGAGGAGGACGAUACGCGCUGCGAGACGCCCCACAUGCUGGCCGCGAUGCACCUGGUCGACCUGUACUACAUCGACGUGUGCGACCAGCCGGAGGAGGGCCCGGCCGGCCCGAUGUACGAGAAGCCGGCCUUCCUGCGCCCGGGCGCCAUCUUUCUCUCCCUGCUGUCGGUCGGCAUCGUCGUCGGGCUCGGCAUCGUCAUCGGGCUGGUGAUCGUGUGUCUCAAGCGCCGGCUGGCGGCCCAGGGGCUCGGCUUUACCUCCGCGCCGGUCCGCUACACCUCGGUGCGCGAAAGCACCACGUCCACCGUUUUUCAACCGUAGAGCGCUUGUGGAUUGUGAGUCGGGCGGGCAAAAGGGGGAGGCUGCAAAACGUUCCUUACACUAGGGCUGGUAGAGUAAACCGUGGUUUAAAAUCAACAUUCCACAUCUAAGCUAG